CUGUUUAAUUUCUCCUUGUCCAUGCAAGGAACAAUAAAAACUCUUGAAUCGGGUGAAACAGAAGCCAAAGACAGGUCAAAGAGCAACUGGCGCGCAUGCUUUAUACAUUUGUAGUUGAUUUUACAACAAUCAUCCUCCAAAACUGCACUUUAAAAAGUGCAAUUACUUAAGAGGAAUAAAAGGAUCCUUACACUCACAAACCCCCUUUUACAGCAGCUUAACCCUGACUUUUCCAUUUCCUGCGCAGCACUAGAUAUAAGAGGGUCAAGGGCUCAGUUAAAAUACACAGUGUAUAAUUGUUUUUUUUAUAUAGUUCGUUCCCAGCGGGACUGCUGGUGCCGGCGGGGCUCCAGACAGCACAGCACGCACACACACGGAUCACUUUCAGCCUUUGUGUGUCUAUGUGUGUGUAGGUGUGGGGUGGGGGUGAGAGGGGGGCGGAGGAACAGCGCUCAUUAAUGCUAUAAAGAGACGAUCGCUUCACACUCAGUCCACACUGCAGAGGCAUGCUUUGAUUGAACUCCAUAAAUUCUUCGUUUUUUUAAAUUGACUUCCUUUUUGCUGAAAAAACUACACACAUGGUGGUCUUGAGUUUUGCUGUGUGAUUUUGUGGACGAAAAAGUCCAACAUCGGCUCUAAGCUCGGUCACGCACAUGCGCUUCAUUUUUAAAUUUUUUAUUUUUUUUUUUGCGCACAAGGAUGCUGCUGCUGGUGCGCACUUGGAAUAGAAGCUGCCUUCUGCUGCUCCUCUUUGCCACCGCGACGAGGUGCCAAGUACCGGAGGGUCGACCCAAGGCCAACUCCAUCAAGCCGGCUCUUCUUGAGGGUGCUGCGGCUGCGGCUGCGGCGGAGGAGGCGGAACAGGCGCCCACCGCCGCCUCCAACCGCUCGGCGACAGCGCGCGCAAGCCCCGUCAAUAAGUUCAACAUCUUUGCGCAGGUGUAUCCGUGCAGCAAUGACAAGGAGUGCAGCGUGGGAAGUUAUUGCCACAGCCCCCAGCAGGCGCCAUUGCGCUGCCUCGCCUGCCGCAGGAGGAAGAAGCGCUGCCACCGGGACGCCAUGUGCUGCCCCGGCAACCGCUGCCAUAACUAUAUUUGCAUGGCGAUUUCCGACAGUGUGAUCUCGCCUCACAUCUCCGCCUUGGACGAACACAACAAGUUCUCUGCCAAAGACCCCAACUGGAGGAAAAGCACCGGGAAAACACACACCAAGCAUUCUCUUAAAGGUCACGAGGGUGACCCGUGCUUGCGUACGUCCGACUGCUCUGAGGGCUACUGCUGCGCCCGGCACUUCUGGACCAAAAUCUGCAAGCCGGUACUGCGACUGGGCGAGGUGUGCACCAAACAGAGGAAGAAAGGCUCGCACAGCCUGGAGAUCUUCCAGCGCUGCGAUUGCGCCAAGGGCCUCUCGUGCAAGGUGUGGAAAGACAGCACCUCGUCGUCCAAGUCCAGACUGCACAUGUGCCAGAAGAUCUGAAGGAGGAGGCGGCAAUGCCGUUAGUGGGCAAUCCGAUCUGCCCAUGGAACGUAGUUUUUUAUGUAGGGAUGGAGUAAAAAGACACGACUGCGUGGGUGUUACUUCACGUUGAUGACAUUCAGGGACGGAGGGACUCCAGGCGGAGAUAUUCACACAGAAGCCGUAUUAUUAUCGCUAAUAUGACUGCCCAGUGCAUUCCUCAACACGCUGCAAAGUCCAUUUGCUCUAAAGUCCUCCUGGUUUUCCUGUGCCAGAACCUUUCCAUGAUGACAAAUUCGUAAAAGCCGUAUGCCAGUCGCUAUGAGUUAGCGACUGCAAACAGUUUCUAAAAUAUUGGACUUUUAGCAGAACAGAAAAGCAAUUACACCAUGAAAUGGUAAGAAAAAUGUUAUCGUAACAAUCAUUUGGAAUUUUAAACAGUAAUAGCGGUUAGAUAUAAUAGUAAUACCGAUGCUCAAUAUGGUCAUAAUGAUAAUUACAUUUUCUUUAAACGGACAUACAGACACUAAUACAGUAACCUUGUGCUCGGUAGUGUCACUAGUGAGUUGGAGCCAAUCCCAGCUGAUUUUGGAAGAGAGAACACCCUGGACCUGUCGCCAGUCAAUUGCAGGGCACAUACAGACAUACCUGUACAACCAUAUCAACGCACAUUCACACUGACAAUCACACCUAUCGACAAUUUAGAGGCAGUUGCUAAGAAGGAUGUUUUUGGGAAGAUCGGUUCCACUGUUGUUUCAAAACCAAAUCCAUCCUGACUGUGAGGCAGAUGUGCUAAACACCAUUCCACCAUCAGGCCAAUGCUAACACUAACCGUCUGAAAGAUUAUCACAGUUCAUUAGUUUAAAAGUAAUCCGUAUAAUCCCUAAUGCUAUUGGAUGACCAAAUUAAACCAUCAACUCUAAUGUUCGCCUACCCCAUUGCCGUGCCAUAGUUCUGGACAAUCCAAUAUUCUACUCCGCAGUCUCCACUUUUCUGCAGUGUUCAAGUUUCCUUGCCACCCUCAGUCUCCUUUCAGAUAUAUUCCAAGAAAUUAAUAUAGGAAUGACAAGAAAUAAACACACAUGCUAAUGUUAGCGUAGUCCUUUGCUGCACUAUGCUCCUAGUGCAGCAACCGCGCUAGUUUCCUUGUCACCCUCGGAUAAAAUUUCUCUUUUAAAUACAGGAGAGACUCGUUCUUCUCCAUUGUUGUUUUUUGUUAGAGUGUCUGACUAUUAUGCCUUCAUGCGUGAUUUUUGUAAUUUUCCACGGUACUACUAUUUUGAAGUGGACCAUCCCAAUCGAACCAAGCUGUGCAGUGGAAAAGUGGCAGAAAUAUACAGAUUUCAUUCCUACACUACUCCUAGCCACUCUUGGUCAUAUGUGCAUAGGGAUAUGAUUACUAUUAUAUGAUGUGAUACGCUAAUCAUAAUUAUAAUCCUCCGUUUAUUUAUUUCACUGGUAUUUCAGCUCAGCAACAAGAAAUUCCCAGUUAAAAAUCUCGGAAACGUCACUUAAAAACUCUUAACCAAAGAAAAACAAGUCAUCUAUUAGCCGUAAGUAUUCCGUCCAUUGUUCAGGUAAUUUCUAAAUGUAAUUUAGUAAUUAAAAUUGUUGUGUCUACUUCUCCAGUUAUUACAAGGGGUAAUGUUUCCAAAGCCAGCUGGGUCAAAUUAUGCCAGAACAUUGUUUACAAUGACUGCAAAACUGUGCAUUAGUGUGUUUUUUUGUAGCUACCAGUGUCUAUUUUUAAAAGCAGUAGUCCACAUAUUAUCUUUUCUCCCUGUAUUCUACUAUUUUAUUUGUAACCAUUUCAAAACAUAGAUGAGCUUAUUUUGUAAAUAGAAUGGAGGCGACGAAGUAUUUAAGAAACAGUGUAUAUCAUGUACAUAUAAUGAGAUUUAAAGCCUAAAUGGUACAGCCAAAUAAUCAAGGUGAGAAGAGUGAAGGGAAGAAAUGGUAGCCAUACAGUAGUAGAUAUCUGAGAGGGAUUAUGCAUCAUAAGGAAAGUUUCUGCAACACAAAUACAUUGUGUAAAUGAUAUGUAUAUGAUGUUAAGAUUUAUAUCCAACUAAAUAUUGUUUUCUGUGAAUAAGUGCUAUAUAUUUGUUUUGCAUAUUUACAAUGAUUAACAAAUUAAAGAAUGUAUUUUGUA
Phyllopteryx taeniolatus (common seadragon) is the source of this 3607-nucleotide messenger RNA. RefSeq names its product dickkopf WNT signaling pathway inhibitor 2 (gene dkk2). Gene Ontology annotation, cellular component: extracellular region. Bases 700 to 1476 code for a protein of 258 amino acids. Gene Ontology annotation, molecular function: receptor antagonist activity; co-receptor binding. The transcript is spliced from 4 exons. The record is from RefSeq and is a predicted model, not a curated record. NCBI's taxonomy places the organism in Eukaryota, Metazoa, Chordata, Actinopteri, Syngnathiformes, Syngnathidae. Gene Ontology annotation, biological process: multicellular organism development; negative regulation of canonical Wnt signaling pathway.